Cephus cinctus (wheat stem sawfly) is the source of this 2047-nucleotide messenger RNA. It is a transcript of the gene stck, whose product is annotated as LIM and senescent cell antigen-like-containing domain protein 1. The transcript is spliced from 7 exons. The record is from RefSeq and is a predicted model, not a curated record. Gene Ontology annotation, cellular component: cytoplasm; focal adhesion; cell-cell junction. Bases 131 to 1435 code for a protein of 434 amino acids. Lineage: Eukaryota; Metazoa; Arthropoda; Insecta; Hymenoptera; Cephidae. Gene Ontology annotation, biological process: positive regulation of integrin-mediated signaling pathway; cell-cell adhesion; positive regulation of substrate adhesion-dependent cell spreading.
GCAGUAUCAUAGAAUAAAGAUAUGACAAAUACAGGCUACUACAGAAAGUCAUAGGAUUUAUAAAACGUUAAAUUGAUUGAAAGUAUUGUGACAGUUCUGUGCUUAAAUAUUCCUAAGAAUUUUGUGAAUAAUGGUUGAAAAUGGAUAUGUUGCUCGAUUUCCCACAUCUAUAUCACUGCUAUCUUUGGAACAUAGCGAGUUAUAUCAUAGAAGAAAGGCAAAUUCAAAGGAAAAUUUAAUUCAAGAAGAUCAUAUAACUCAUUUCACUAGUGCUCAGAAUAUUACUGUGAUAGACUAUGAGGAAUUGACUGAAUGGAAUAACUAUAGUAAUCCACCGCCACUUCCACCUCGAAAUUUUGAAAAUGUUUACGAUCCAAAAAAUCCUGAUGAUGAUCAACCUUAUAAAAAGACUGGAAUCACAGGAAUGUCACUGGACCAUAUGUUCUGCUCUCGCUGUCGCGAGGGUUUUGAAUCUCAUGAAAAAAUUGUAAAUUCUCAUGGAGAACUAUGGCAUCCACAAUGCUUUGUGUGUGCACAAUGUUUCCGACCAUUUCCUGAGGGCAUCUUUUAUGAGUUUGAAGGGCGUAAAUAUUGUGAGCAUGAUUUCCACGUUUUGUUUGCUCCAUGUUGUGGAAAAUGUGGAGAAUUUGUGAUUGGUCGUGUGAUCAAGGCAAUGAAUGCUAAUUGGCAUCCAGGAUGUUUCUGUUGCGAGGAGUGCAACGGAGAAUUGGCGGAUGCAGGAUUUAUUAAAUGCCAGGGUAGAGCCCUUUGUCACAUUUGCAAUGCCCGGGUAAAAGCUGGAGCACUGGGCAAGCAUAUUUGCCACCAAUGCCAUGGUGUCAUUGAUGACAAGCCAUUGCGUUUCCGUGGUGAAGUUUAUCAUCCAUACCAUUUUAAUUGUACAGCCUGUGGCAUAGAACUGAAUUCUGACGCUAGAGAAGUGCGAUCCAGACCUGGUUACGCAGCCAAUGAAAUGAAUGAAUUAUACUGCCUGAGAUGUCAUGAUAAAAUGGGAAUACCAAUUUGUGGAGCAUGUCGUAGACCAAUUGAAGAACGCGUCGUGACGGCUUUGGGAAAGCACUGGCACGUGGAACACUUCGUAUGCGCCAAGUGUGAAAAGCCAUUCCUAGGGCAUCGUCACUACGAGAAAAAAGGCUUAGCCUACUGCGAAACUCACUACCAUCAGUUAUUCGGCAAUCUCUGUUUUGUGUGCAAUCAAGUUAUCGCUGGCGAUGUAUUCACUGCACUGAAUAAGGCCUGGUGCGUCCAUCACUUUGCUUGUGCAUUUUGCGACCAAAAGAUGAAUCAAAAAACAAAAUUCUUCGAGUUUGACCUUAGGCCUGCCUGCAAGAAGUGCUACGAAAAAUUCCCUCAGGAACUGAAGAAAAGGAUGCGUCGUAUGUACGACCUCAAUCCAAAGAAAAUUCCAGCUUAAACGGAACACGGAAAAUACUUUUCAUGGAGUUUGAAAAAAAUCUCGAAUGACAUUAUUGCUUUGUGCCACUCGUACAAAAAUAUUAUCCAAGUGUGGCCGUUAGACAUGUAACGUUAUUGUAACCAAAAUAAUCAUGUAUUUUAUCUAAUAGUAUAGGGGUCUCUUGCCAAAAAAUUAUCCAGAAUCGUAAACUGACAGAAUCGACAACUAAACCGAACGCCACUUGUAUGUUGCUUGCAGUGGCAGAAUAAGCCAUCAGGUGUAGGCUCAUAGCUAGACGUAGGUAUCGGCUGUAUCGACAGCUGCUGUGAGCAACAGGAGCACAAGCGACAGUCGGACAGUUGCCGUUUCUGGCAAACGUUAGCAACCCAUAGUAUAUUACUAUUUUUAAUAAGUAAUUUUUAUUCUCGUUACUACGAUUAAAGAUUUUAACUUGCGCAAGUCUUCGUGCCUUAUACGUAAAUAUAUUAAUGUCAUAUUACGAAAGAUUUACAAUGUUUAAAUUAGUAGAAAGCUGUAAGCACCCUUUAAAACUGGUGUAUUUACGUGGAUAAUAAUGUAAAUCUAUUAACAUACUGAUUUCGAAAUAAAAGUAACCUUUGAAAAAAUUGA